This is a messenger RNA of Didymodactylos carnosus, 1476 nucleotides long. The record is from the annotation of a GenBank genome assembly. Lineage: Eukaryota; Metazoa; Rotifera; Eurotatoria; Philodinida; Philodinidae.
AUGAUAUCAGACGACUUACGCCUUGGAGACAUCCUUACGAGUGGUACAGAUGGAGAUGUUGUUUUAGUUGGUUUUCCAUUUGAUGACGGAGUGGCGAGAAACGAUGGACGGGUAGGUGCAAAAGACGGACCGACGUCUUUUAGAAAAUUUAUCAAGCGUACUGGCCCUGUGAUAAAUCCUGAAAUGGAUGAUUUAGAUAUUCGUCAACAUCUCAAAAUAACCGAUUAUGGAGAUGUUAAAGCUGAAACAUUAGAAAGCGCACAUGAUAUGUUGGAAGGUGUUGUAACGGAUUUAAUAUCGCGUCAUAAAAUCCCCUUUAUUAUUGGAGGUGGUAAUGAUCAAUCGUAUCCGAAUGUAUGUGGACUAUUAAACAAUAAUACUCGAGAUUCACUCUGUGUGAUCAAUAUUGAUGCUCAUUUAGAUGUAAGACCAUUGAAAUCACGUUAUCUACUUUCAAAGGAAAUACAAGAGAGAGUUGGUACAGAAUCAGAAUUUGUGGUACAUUCUGGUACACCAUUUCGUCAAUUAUUAGAGGAUAAGAGAUUCUCAUCACAAAAUUCAAAAUUUAUUGAAUUUGCCUGUCAGGGUUCACAAUGUUCGAAACCACAUGCAGAUUAUGUGAAAUCGAAAAAUGGACAAUUAUACUGGUUCAGUUCAAUUCGUCAUGAUCCCGUUGCUGUAUUUCAACAUUUGUUACAAGAAAAUAAAUCAUAUAAAAUUUUCGUGUCAUUUGAUAUAGACUCAAUCAUUUCAUCAUCCUGUCCAGGUGUUUCGGCGCCAGCCACGUACGGUCUCUCAUCUGAACAAGCUUGUGCAAUAUGUUUUGAAGCUGGAAAAUGUUCACAAGUUCAACUAAUGGAUAUGAGUGAAUAUAAUCCUGUCGUUGAAGAAUAUAGAACAGGAAAAUUAGCAGCACAGCUCUUUUAUCAUUUUCUGCUUGGCAUCAUGUCACUUUUACUAAAAUCAUCAUUUUCUUCUCAAUUAUGCUCGCAUUUAUUUCGCCCAAAACGUGCUUCACAAUUCAUUCGAACUCUUUUCUCGUCGUCCUCCUCUUCUUCUUAUAGUACAAAUUUCUCUGUUAACAAUGGUACGAUGUCUUCCAAAUCAUUAUUAUUGAAAAAAUUACCAUCAACGUCGUUAUUUCAACAGCCUUGCCGAUUUGCUCAUGUUCAUUAUACAUAUUCGAUGAUUUUAGAACGUGUUAUGCUUGUCUUACGUCUUUACGAUAAAAUUAAUCCUGAGAAACUCCAUUUAGAUUCAUCAUUUCAAAAAGAUUUUGGUCUUGAUUCACUUGAUCAGGUGGAAAUUAUAUGUGCUAUGGAAGAUGAAUUUCAAUGGGAGAUACCCGAUAGUGAUGGUGAAUUGUUUUUAACUCCUAGACAUAUCAUCGUAUACUUAUGUGAUAAAUUUGACGUUUACGAACAUGUAGUGCCAGAAUCAUCAUCCGAAACACAACAUUCAAGUGCACACCACUAA